AUAAAUGUAGAACUCAUUCAUCGUAUGAGGGGGAAGGAAGCAAAUCAAAAACCUUUGGAAAAUGUCGAGUCUAACAGAUGACGUGUACUACGCACAAAUAUCUUGUCCCAAAAGGAAGCUCACGAUACUCCGAGGCUUCCAAUGGCCCACGCUCGAUAACAUUUUCGUUGCAGCCGCACAAAUUGGCAUCGUUGGCCGUUACUUGAUAAGUGCCAAGGACAAUACCAUCAUUGGCGACCAUUUAGCAUUGCGUUAUUUGCUGAAGAGGCAGCACACGAUCCUGGUGUGUGACUCUUUGGAUGGCCUCAACAACGAAAAGGUUUGCCUUAAAGUUUCCGGCGAGACAGCCACUGAAGAGGCUGUGGUACAGGGCCUGGAGCUGGAGCUCACCAAAUCGGAGGGGGCACUGUUGCAGGAGCUGUUGAAGGGAGUCACCAGUCAGGUUGUGAUCGCAUUCAGGCAGUUCCUCUCGCGGCAGACACAAUCGAAAGCUUAGAGUAGAAAUUCAAAAUUAAAUGCUUUCCCCUGUACUGAAGAAUAAAGCUGUCCGACUAUCUUCGGUAGAUAAAUAGCCAGAGGUAUCUUUCAGAUAAGAUUCUUUGAGUGUCUGCCUUAAUUAUGAAUCAAACUCUGCACCUUGAACCUCUCCUAUUAUAUCAGUCCACUCCAAACACUUCAGCGAUAAUCCAAUAGAAGAUACCAAAAUUAAUUAAGUUCUAAAUUGUCUGAACC
Molecule: messenger RNA, 732 nt
Organism: Drosophila subobscura
Lineage: Eukaryota; Metazoa; Arthropoda; Insecta; Diptera; Drosophilidae
Exons: 2
Coding region: 62-496 (144 amino acids)
Source: RefSeq, a predicted model, not a curated record